AUGGACUUUAUACGCCUGCUCAAAUCCCCGGCCGUCAGCUCUUUGAUGACGAGUAUGUUGAUGGUUCUGAUGACGAGGAUGAGGGGCAUUGGAUGUGCCCUCCACCCCUCUCUGCUGAAGAAGAAGAGGCGGAGUUUGGCGAACUUGGACGGCAUUCUUGGCGGAAGCCUUCCCGAGAUGAAUAGCGGGUUUAGUCGCUGUCUUCCUCAUCUACAGCUCCACGGCAACCCACUUCCUCGCCACGACACCAACCUGUCUCUCCUCCAUCCGUCAAGCCAGCGCUCAACGCACGCCAAAGCUCUCCCAAUUACCCUGUUGAACGCGCCACCACUCUCUGAUGAUGGGCCGCGCCCGCCAUCAUCAGCAGCAAUCGCCAGCACCACAACCGAGAUCGCCUCUUUAUGCGGGCUCCGGGCGCACCGCCCCCCCAUCAUCGGCAGCAAUCGCCAGCACCGCAACCGAGACCGCUUCUUCAUCCGGGCCCUUUCGCACCGGGCGUCCACUCCAGCGACAACACGAUGGACCAAGUCAACAGCAUUGACAUUCCGGACAGGUUCGAGUCCUUGCUCCUGGCUGAGAGAAGGACGAGACCCGCCAGUGCUUCCCUCCGCACCAAUUUGCCCGGCGCCUUGCGAAGUGAGUAAACGCUCACGAGACGUCGCCCGCCCAGCUGGAACUUGGAGCGGCUCUGUCUCGAGGAUCUCGUCGCGUGGGAUGGGUUUACUGGCGUGGCUGGAGGCCUGCAUUGCGCUGAUGUUUGUGGCGCGCGUGAGCUAG
Molecule: messenger RNA, 777 nt
Organism: Mytilinidion resinicola
Lineage: Eukaryota; Fungi; Ascomycota; Dothideomycetes; Mytilinidiales; Mytilinidiaceae
Exons: 3
Coding region: 1-777 (258 amino acids)
Source: RefSeq, a predicted model, not a curated record